Molecule: messenger RNA, 3777 nt
Organism: Bufo gargarizans (Asiatic toad)
Lineage: Eukaryota; Metazoa; Chordata; Amphibia; Anura; Bufonidae
Product: serine/threonine-protein kinase SIK1-like
Exons: 14
Coding region: 100-1899 (599 amino acids)
Biological process (GO): microtubule cytoskeleton organization; intracellular signal transduction; protein phosphorylation
Cellular component (GO): cytoplasm
Molecular function (GO): ATP binding; protein serine/threonine kinase activity; tau-protein kinase activity
Source: RefSeq, a predicted model, not a curated record
GGAGUUAUGGAACAGAGACUCAGGAACACGUGAUGAACGGAGAGAGAAGUGAAGAAACCGGGAGAAGAAUCCCGGAGACCGGGAGCUGAGGCCGGCAGGAUGGUGAUUCUCAGGGACAGCUGUGGUCGGGGUGUCGCCCCCCGCAGGCCGCUCCGGGUCGGAUUUUAUGACAUUGAAGGGACACUCGGCAAGGGAAACUUUGCGGUGGUGAAACUGGCGCGGCAUCGAGUGACCAACACCCAGGUCGCCAUUAAAAUCAUCGAUAAAACACGACUGGACCGCGCCAAUCUGGAGAAGAUUUACCGGGAGGUCCAGAUCAUGAAGCGCCUGCGCCACCCCCACAUCAUCCGCCUCUACCAGGUGAUGGAGACCAAAGACAUGAUCUAUCUGGUGACGGAGUACGCCCGGAGCGGGGAGUUAUUUGAUUACCUGACCGCGCGAGGACGCCUGUCCGAGGAAGAAGCCCGUGCCAAGUUCCUGCAGAUCCUGUGUGCCGUGGAAUACUGUCACUCCCAGAACAUCGUCCACCGCGACCUGAAGACUGAAAACCUGCUGCUGGGGGACAACAUGGAGGUCAAACUGGCUGAUUUUGGCUUUGGUAACUUCUACAUGGAAGGUCGACCCCUGAACACCUGGUGCGGGAGCCCCCCGUAUGCUGCGCCGGAGGUGUUCCAGGGAAAGGAGUAUGAGGGCCCCCUACUGGAUAUCUGGAGUUUGGGGGUCGUCCUGUAUGUUUUGCUUUGUGGGUCAUUUCCCUUUGAUGGACCAAACCUGCCGAUCCUGCGUCAGCGGGUCCUGGACGGGCGCUUCAGAAUCCCGUACUACAUGUCCCAAGACUGCGAGUCUCUGCUGCGCCGGAUGCUGGUGGUGGACCCGGGGAAGAGGCUGAACAUUGCACAGAUCAGACAGCACCGGUGGUUCCAGGGUGUGGCCCCCCAGCAGCCGCUCCUGCACAGUGAUUUCCUGGCCCCCCAGCUCAGUGUACAAGUCCUGGCCAUCAUGCAGAAUCUUGGCAUUGACAGAGAGCGCACCCUGCAGGCUCUACAGAACGACACGUAUGAUCAUUACGCCGCCAUCUACUACCUCCUGGUGGAGCGGCUGCAGGAGUCACGGUUUGGGCAGCUCCCGGAAGCCAGAGCUUCAGACUGUGUGAAGGCUCCCCUUUCCUCCACUGUUUCUCCUCUCCUGUGUCAGCCGCAGGCAGCAGUGGCAGAUUAUGAUUGUGAGCUCAGCGGCCCACUGCAGUCUCUGCUGUAUCUGGGGGAGCCGUCUCUUCUUGGGGCCCCAGUUUCGGCCCCUCACCCUCCGCGGCAGGAGGAGCCGCAGCUGUGUGAACAGACCCUGAAGAGUAGAGAUCCGCGGCCGGCAGCACCAGAUAUUCUGGUUUCCUCUGCGUCUUCCCCGUGUCACAGUCUGGAGAGCUGUCUGCGGCCGUCCUGUGACCCGCGCUCGGCAGCGCCCCUCAGUGCCCAGUCAGCGACUCCUGUCCUACAGCAUCAGGAAAUCCCCUCCGCCAACUGUCUGCUGCCCGUCACCUUCCAGGAGGGGCGCCGAGCAUCCGACACCUUCCUGACACAAGGAGCCAGUGCACUUCGUCAGCUCCGGAGGUCUGUUCGAGUUCGUGGUCUCCUGUGUCUCAGUAAGCUUCGUCAUCGAGGGCUCUCUGCCCGAGUGGGGGGGCGCUCUGCGGCCAGCACUCAUGGUUCUGGAGACUCCCCAGGGUUCCUGCUGGACGUCCUGCAGCAGCAGAGGCUGCUACAGAUUUCCCUCUGCCCUCCCACCACCCCGUCUUCUCCGCUCCCCGAGACUUCUGCAGAUUGCUACUUGGAGCCCAAGUUUCUUAAAGAAGCUCAUGUGUGGCCCAUGACUGUGGACUGUGGGUGCCCCACUGUGCAGUGAAUGAUGGGGAGUGUAGUAGGCAUCUUAGACUUUACCUCGUACCUGCUCCUGGGCGGAGGGCCUUGCAAUAUAUCACAUGCACAAAAGGGGCCGCUCUGUCGCUGGAGGGGGCCGCACAGCACUGACCUGGACCAAGCAAUAAUCACAAGCACAGAACAAACCGGCAACUUGUCUCCUCCUUAGUGUUUGUAUUUACUGUAUGUAGCAAGGGCUGGCCACCGCGGUGUGCGCUGGAAUUAUGACGUGGACCGCUGGCCGCCACAACACUGCGGUGUGCGCUUGAAGUAUGACGUGUGGACUGCUGGCCGCCACGACAGCGCAAUGUGCCCUGGAAGUAUGACGUGUGGACCGCUGGCCGCCACAACAGCAUGAUGUGCGCUGGAAGUAUGACGUGGACUGCUGGCCGCCGUUGCACAGUGUUGUGCGCUGGAACUGUCUGUGGAUCUUAGAACGCUGCUAUUUCAUGAGAUGAAACUUUAUGCUCCCAAACCUCCUCAACGGCGUCACACUGUAACUUGUCCCUUUUCCCUACCCCAGAUGCCCGUGGCUGUUUCUCCUCCUUUAUCCUCUCCACCGUACCUGACCUCGUGGCUGCCUCUCCUCCUUUGUCCCCUCCACCGUACCUGACCUCGUGGCUGCCUCUCCUCCUUUGUCCCCUCCACCGUACCUGACCUCUGUGGCUGCCUCUCCUCCUUUGUCCCCUCCCCUGUACCUGACCUUGUGGCGGCCUCUCCUCCUUUGUCCCCUCCACCGUAUCUGACCUCCGUGGCUGCCUCUCCUCCUUUGUCCCCUCCACUGUAUCUGACCUCGUGGCUGCCUCUCCUCCUUUGUCCCCUCCACUGUAUCUGACCUCGUGGCUGCCUCUCCUCCUUUGUCCCCUCCCCUGUACCUGACCUCCGUGGCUGCCUCUCCUCCUUUGUCCCCUCCCCUGUACCUGACCUCGUGGCUGCCUCUCCUCCUUUGUCCCCUCCACCGUACCUGACCUCUGUGGCUGCCUCUCCUCCUUUGUCCCCUCCCCUGUACCUGACCUUGUGGCGGCCUCUCCUCCUUUGUCCCCUCCACCGUAUCUGACCUCCGUGGCUGCCUCUCCUCCUUUGUCCCCUCCACUGUAUCUGACCUCGUGGCUGCCUCUCCUCCUUUGUCCCCUCCCCUGUACCUGACCUCCGUGGCUGCCUCUCCUCCUUUGUCCCCUCCCCUGUACCUGACCUUGUGGCGGCCUCUCCUCCUUUGUCCCCUCCACCGUAUCUGACCUCCGUGGCUGCCUCUCCUCCUUUGUCCCCUCCACUGUAUCUGACCUCGUGGCUGCCUCUCCUCCUUUGUCCCCUCCACUGUAUCUGACCUCGUGGCUGCCUCUCCUCCUUUGUCCCCUCCACCGUACCUGACCUCUGUGGCUGCCUCUCCUCCUUUGUCCCCUCCCCUGUACCUGACCUCCGUGGCUGCCUCUCCUCCUUUGUCCCCUCCCCUGUACCUGACCUCCGUGGCUGCCUCUCCUCCUUUGUCCCCUCCACCAUACCUGACCUCUGUGGCUGCCUCUCCUCCUUUGUCCCCUCCCCUGUACCUGACCUCGUGGCUGCCUCUCCUCCUUUGUCCCCUCCACCGUACCUGACCUCUGUGGCUGCCUCUCCUCCUUUGUCCCCUCCCCUGUACCUGACCUCCGUGGCUGCCUCUCCUCCUUUGUCCCCUCCACUGUAUCUGACCUCCGUGGCUGCCUCUCCUCCUUUGUCCCCUCCACCGUAUCUGACCUCCGUGGCUGCCUCUCCUCCUCUGAGGGGUUAUGUGUUGAGUAUUUUCCUGCGUGGUUGCAGGACUGAAGGACACUAACGGGUCAAAGACUCAUUUCUACUGAGAAAAGAAACUAAAUAAAUUAUUUUUCAUACA